AUGACAUUUAUCGGAAUUCAUACCGUCACUGAAGACGUAAUCAAAGAUACGUCGAUCGCAUGGGUCAAUCGACUUAAACACCUGAGACAUGCUCGUUGGCACGCAAUCCAGACGAUCCACCAAUCGUAUUGGCUUAAAAUGGCCGUCGCUCAUAAGCUGAAUUGGGAUUACAAAUUGGGAAUGGAUGAGGAGUUGAAGGAACAGCAGGCAAUGUUCUUGGCCUUUGAGGAACAAGAACUUGCGGCAGAGAGACAAAUGGAAAAGGAUAAGAAGGCGGAAGGAGAAGCUACCACUCAGAAGGCUAGUUCCAUUGUCGGACAAGCCGUUUUGCAAUAA
Caenorhabditis remanei is the source of this 336-nucleotide messenger RNA. RefSeq lists its product as uncharacterized. The transcript has a single exon. Lineage: Eukaryota; Metazoa; Nematoda; Chromadorea; Rhabditida; Rhabditidae. The record is from RefSeq and is a predicted model, not a curated record. The coding region runs from base 1 to 336 and encodes 111 amino acids.